Rhopilema esculentum is the source of this 2725-nucleotide messenger RNA. The record is from RefSeq and is a predicted model, not a curated record. NCBI's taxonomy places the organism in Eukaryota, Metazoa, Cnidaria, Scyphozoa, Rhizostomeae, Rhizostomatidae.
GAGUAUUUUACGCACCGUUGCGCCGAAUUCAUCUUUAUUGGGCUGGUUGAGGUUCUGUUUUCGAGAAAUUUGAGGCGAAGCGCUACAGAGCUUCGUUGCCUGCUUAACAAUAUUUAGCAGCUUCACUGCUAUUCUACCUUUCACUCACUUUGUUGGGAACAUUUCCCAACAAAUACCCACGGAAUUUACGAAAUCAUAACAUCAAGACACAUUGCGAAGACUCGACUGCCCUUUAGAUUUUGGUUGUUGCAGAAACAUGGCUUGCUAAAAUGUUGUUUGGAGGGAACGUAGCAGAAUUCAUCGACUUAUGUCAAAGUUUGAAACAGGCCAACAACUUGUUGAGCCCAAGUUUAAGUUCUUUUAAAGACGGAAAACCACCAAGAAAUGGAGAAGAAGUUCUUGCAGCCAAGAGCUUCGCUUUCACCAAUGAGGGUUGGAGGCCAGGAUGAGCACAGAGGGAAGUAUGUCUCAAGGAAGACAGACACAUUUCAGCACUCAUCUGGAUACCACUCUAGUGGGAAAAACAAAAGAGGAGGCAGUCGCUUUCCUAAAGGCCCUAGAAGAGAAUCUAAGCAAAGUGGACCAGGCUUUUCAAAGCAAACAACAGAAAAAGUUGUGAGCAAUGAAGACUUACAGCUGCUUGAUGAAAGAGUUACACUUGGAGAUGAUAACGAAACUCUGGAAGAUGCCAGGGGAAGAAAGGGAGGUGAACUGCGAAAAUUCAAAUAUGCAGCACCUAACAGGGCAUUCAGCCAAGGAGAUGGAAAGCACAAGCAGUCAUGGUAUAGCUCAGUGAAGUACCAGGUUUACAACAAAGAAUCAUAUCUUCAGGCAAACUGCCGUUUUGUUGUUCAAGAAAGUGGAGAUUACAGAUUGCAUGCAGUCGAUCCAGAUUCCCUGGUAGACUGGAGCCUCAUUGAGCAGAUAUAUUUGUUCAGUCAUGGAACACCAUCAUGCCCAAUUUGUCUCGAGAAUCCAAAGGUAGCAAGGAUAACAAGAUGCGGCCAUGUCUACUGUUGGUCGUGUAUCCUUCAUUACCUUCAGCUGAGUGAGAAGCCAUGGAGGAAGUGCCCAAUAUGCUAUGAAGCUGUCAUGCCUGCUGACUUAAAGAGCGUUGUAACGUCUUCCACCCGAAAGUUUUUCAAUGGAGAAACAAUAACGAUGCAGCUCAUGCAAAGAAAGAAGGGUUCCAUGCUUCCUAAACCUUUUGCAUCACGCAAAAAUUCAGAAUCACAAGUUGUUGAAUGGAAAGGGGACAUGAGGUCGGUGAUUCAAAGUGUCCAUGCAAAGCUUCUGAAGGCCUCCCCAAAGAUUGUGUAUGAAAAGAUUGUCGCUCCUGAAUUGAAGGAACUUGAACAGCAACUUAAAGACGCCAAAUCUGAAAUGUCUGGUGAAGAAUGCUUCAUAGAAAGUGCCAUAUGCCUUUUGCAGGAAAAAGAAAAGAAACUUCUAAGCUCAAUGGAGAACCGUGAUGUUGUCUUAUCCAAACGGGAUGUUAAAGAGCCUUCUGAAAAUGGUGGGAAAGUGAAGCAAAUUAUGGAUAUCGUACAAAAUAAGAUGGCAACGUUAGCAGCCCAGGAGCCAGCUUUUUCAGAUGAUGAAGAGGAAGAUAAGGCCAUUCAAGAUGAAGGAGCCUCUUGUUCUACAAAUGCGAACAAUCUGAGUUGGGAAGAGCCAGAAAUUGAGCCAAAAUCUGGACCAGAGGAUACUCAGCUAAGCCCGCAGGAAGGCAUCUGCAAAAAUGUGAAUUCUGGUGUUACACCUGAAUACUAUUAUUACUACCAAGCUGUCGAUGGCCAAAACAUUUAUUUGCAGCCUGUGAAUGUCAGGUGCCUUGUUACAGAGUAUGGAAGCUUGCAAUCAUGCCCUGAAAAGAUAACGGCGCAAAUAAUUGACAUUGAGUCCCACAGUAUGACACCUGAGUUAAGGAGGCGCUUUCGUUAUCUGAGCCACCUUCCACUUGCCUGUGAAUUCACUUUCUGUGAACUCAUGAUUCGGCCUCCAGUUUUAUCACGAGACACACUGGCAAAAUUUGCUGACGAAUUCCACCAAAGAAAGUUAGCAAGGCAACGCAAGAAAAGAGACGAGAAAAAGUUCCAAAGGCAAAUUGAGAGAAAAAUGACUAUAGACAGCUUUGGAAGAGAGGUUGAAAAGCCCAUAGAAGCUGCCUCCUUGGAUCUGCAAAGCUUGGAUGAUUUCCCAUCUCAGAUAGCAGCAAGCUCGCCUGAUGCCACCCCGAUAUCCACAGCAGCUCCUGCCGCAUGGGGCGCCUCUUCCUUUGCAAAUGCCUUGCAACGAGCACCACAGACAGUGCCUCGGAGAGUGGAUGUGCCAAGACAGAGAACUGUCUCAGAAGCCAGUUCAAACAACGGACGCAAUCCGAACAAUUCAAAUGACGUCACAGAAGAAGACUCGAUCCCAGCUCCCUCUUUUGCCUUGUCUUUUAGUGAUGCCUUGAACUCAGCGUUUGAAAGACAGCUUUCUCCAGGCGACUCGCAGAAUGCUGACCAGAAACCAAAGGGCAAGAAAAAGCAACGAGGAAAGAAACUGCUUUUUACGACCAGCAGUGCACCAAAGUAUUCGUGAAACAGUUUUUACGAUCAACGUUAAAUAGAACUUGUAGUCAUCAUAAUUCCUCUAAUUUGAAAAGUAGCUGGCAAUAUUGCGUUUAGUUGCAUUAAUUUGAUUUUAUUUCAUCAUCAAAAGAGUAUUUGAUAACAAGUCA